Molecule: messenger RNA, 840 nt
Organism: Trichoderma reesei QM6a
Lineage: Eukaryota; Fungi; Ascomycota; Sordariomycetes; Hypocreales; Hypocreaceae
Exons: 4
Coding region: 1-840 (279 amino acids)
Molecular function (GO): S-adenosylmethionine-dependent methyltransferase activity
Source: RefSeq, a predicted model, not a curated record
AUGUCGGCCUCCAACCUUGCCAGAGAAGCCCUCUCGACAUGGGAAGCCAACGCCGAGUUCUGGGACUCUACCAUCGGCGAAACAGGCAACAAAUACUGGAAACGGCUCCAAAAGCCAUCUCUCCAACGCCUCCUCGGCCCAACCCUCAGCAAGAAGAGCUGCUCCGCCCUGGAGCUGGCUACGGGCAACGGUCUCUGUGCUCGGUGGCUGGCUGAGAACGGCGCCUCCAGCAUCAUUGCUACGGAUGGCACUUUUGGCAUGCUGCAGCAGGCGAACAAGUACAUGGAUGAGGACAAGGCUGGCAAGAUAUCGUAUCGCAAGCUGGAUGUCACGCAGGAGGGGGAUUUUGCGCCCCUUGUGGAAAAGGCUGCUGAGAAUGACGGCUUUGACAUUAUCCUCAUGAACAUGGCCCUCAUGGACGUGGCCACGCUCGAUCCCCUCGCCGAUGCCCUCCCAAAGCUCCUCAGCAAAGACGGCGUCUUCGUGGCCACUCUCCUUCACCCCGUCUUCAUGACCUCGACCUACUCCCGCACCGUCGAAGUGACAUUCGACCCCCAAACAGGCGACCAGAUCAUCACCCGCAGCAAGUCAAUCCGCGAAUACCUCCACGUGAAGCCCUCAAAGGGCGUGUUUAUCGUAGGACAAGAGACACGCCAGUUUUACUUUCAUCGCCCUCUGCAUGAGCUUCUGGGCACCUUUUUCAAGAGGGGCUUGAUCUUGGAUGCGCUUGAAGAGCCCGGUUUCACGGAAGAGGACGGUGAUGCCGACAAGGCGUAUGCGACGGCCAACUUCCCUCAGCUGCCGCCCAUUCUGUCCUUGCGCCUCAGAAGAGGCCUAUAG